CUUCUCUCCCCAGAAGAGGCAGAGGAUGUGAGUGAAGAAGCCCCGAUGAGGGACCGCUCCCACAUUGAGAAAACUCUGAUGCUGAAUGAGGACAAGCCAGUGGAUGAUUACUCUGUGGUGCUGCAGCGGCUUCGAAAGAUCUACCACUCAUCCAUCAAGCCCCUGGAGCAGUCUUACAAAUACAACGAGCUACGGCAGCACGAGAUCACAGAUGGGGAGAUUACUUCCAAGCCCAUGGUGCUGUUCCUCGGACCGUGGAGCGUUGGCAAAUCCACCAUGAUAAACUACCUCCUCGGGUUGGAAAACACUCGCUACCAGCUCUAUACAGGUGCUGAGCCCACCACCUCUGAGUUCACUGUCCUCAUGCACGGACCCAAGCUGAAAACCAUCGAGGGUAUCGUCAUGGCUGCCGACAGCGCCCGGUCCUUCUCACCCCUUGAGAAAUUUGGCCAGAAUUUCCUAGAGAAGCUGAUUGGCAUCGAGGUUCCCCACAAACUUCUGGAGCGAGUCACUUUCGUGGAUACACCAGGCAUCAUUGAGAACCGCAAGCAGCAAGAAAGAGGUUACCCCUUCAAUGAUGUGUGCCAGUGGUUCAUCGACAGAGCGGACCUCAUCUUUGUCGUCUUUGACCCAACCAAGUUGGACGUGGGUCUGGAGCUGGAGAUGCUCUUCCGCCAGCUGAAGGGACGCGAGUCCCAGAUAAGGAUCAUCCUGAACAAGGCCGACAACCUGGCAACGCAGAUGCUCAUGCGGGUCUAUGGGGCCCUCUUCUGGAGCUUGGCCCCGCUCAUCAAUGUCACAGAGCCCCCGAGGGUUUACGUCAGCUCCUUCUGGCCACAAGACUACAGGCCCGAUACACACUGGGACCUGUUUCUCAAGGAAGAGAUCUCUCUCCUGGAAGACCUGAACCAGGUGAUCGAGAACAGGUUGGAGAACAAGAUCGCCUUCAUCCGCCAGCAUGCCAUCCGGGUCCGCAUUCACGCCCUCCUGGUCGACCGCUAUCUGCAGACUUAUAAGGACAAAAUGACCUUUUUCAGUGAUGGAGAGCUGGUCUUUAAGGACAUUGUGGAAGACCCCGACAAAUUCUACAUCUUCAAGACCAUCCUGGCAAAGACCAACGUCAGCAAGUUUGACCUUCCCAACCGCGAGGCCUACAAGGACUUCUUUGGCAUCAACCCCAUCUCCAGUUUCAAGCUGCUGUCUCAGCAGUGCUCCUAUAUGGGGGGCUGCUUCCUGGAGAAGAUUGAGCGGGCCAUCACGCAGGAGCUCCCCAGCCUCCUGGGAAGCCUUGGGCUAGGGAAGAAUCCAGGUGCUCUCAACUGUGACAAAACAGGGUGUGGCGAAACCCCAAAGAAUCGCUAUAAGAAACACUAG
Messenger RNA from Neomonachus schauinslandi (Hawaiian monk seal), 1374 nucleotides. RefSeq names its product sarcalumenin (gene SRL). Lineage: Eukaryota; Metazoa; Chordata; Mammalia; Carnivora; Phocidae. The transcript is spliced from 5 exons. Gene Ontology annotation, molecular function: GTP binding. The record is from RefSeq and is a predicted model, not a curated record. Bases 46 to 1374 code for a protein of 442 amino acids.